This is a messenger RNA of Misgurnus anguillicaudatus (oriental weatherfish), 1267 nucleotides long. RefSeq names its product secretagogin. Gene Ontology annotation, cellular component: dendrite; nucleus; synapse. The record is from RefSeq and is a predicted model, not a curated record. Gene Ontology annotation, molecular function: calcium ion binding. Gene Ontology annotation, biological process: regulation of presynaptic cytosolic calcium ion concentration; regulation of long-term synaptic potentiation. NCBI's taxonomy places the organism in Eukaryota, Metazoa, Chordata, Actinopteri, Cypriniformes, Cobitidae.
UUUCUGGCCAGUGAAAUGUAUUUUUUGCGGUCCAGCUGUGGUGAAUGAGUUUGAUGUAUAAUUAAGCUGUAAGUGUGUGAUGUUGUGGAUGUGUAGAUUGUGUGUUGUCUCUUCAGUGAUGGAUCAUUAUGUGGGUGUGUUGUGAUGAUGAUCCUCCACACACAGCUGUGUUGUUUAGUUCACUCACAGAAAGUCAUGGAGAUCUGCAACCGUCUGAACGCCGCUCUCUUCCUGCAGGUCUGGAAACAGUUCGAUGGAGACGAUGAAGGAUUUAUUGAAGGGAGAAAACUGGAGGAGUUUUUACGACACAUGAUGAAGACUGCUGAUGUUUCUGAGCAGCACCUGCAGAAACUGAAAGAGAAGAUUAUGAGCAGCUGUGAUGUCACGGUGAACGGACGUCUUUAUAUGGAGGAGCUGGCCACCGCUCUUCUGCCCGAGCAGGAAAACUUUCUCCUGGUGUUUCGCAGAGAGACGCCGCUGGAUAACAGUGUGGAGUUCAUGAGGAUCUGGCGUUGUUAUGAUGCAGACAGCAGUGGCUAUAUCUCUGCUGCAGAACUGAAGAGUUUCCUGCAGGAUCUUUUCCAUCAGCAUAACAAGCAGAUCACUACAGAUAAACUAGAGGAGUACACCGAUACCAUGAUGCAAAUGUUUGAUAAAAAUCAGGAUGGACGUUUGGAUCUGAAUGAUUUGGCGAGGAUCCUGGCCUUAAAGGAGAACUUCUUGCUAAAGUUUGAGAUGGAGGCCUGCAGUCAGGAGGAUCGCAGGAGAGACUUUGAGAAGAUAUUUGCUCACUAUGAUGUGAGUAAGACAGGAGAACUAGAGGGUGCAGAGGUGGACGGUUUUGUUAAAGACAUGAUGGAGCUUGUGAAGCCCAGUCUGACCGGAUCUGACCUGGACAAGUUUAAAAAGGUUCUGCUGGGUCACUGUGACAUCAACAGAGACGGAAAGAUCCAGAAGAAUGAGUUAGCGCUGUGUCUGGGCCUAAAACUCAAUCCUUAAAUCUCCUCCAGUGAAGCUGAUAAUAUGACUCAGUGCUCUCUAUCUGUGUUGAUUCUGUACUGUUAUAGUGCAUCACAAACACUGAUGAUGUAUUUACACUCUUACAAAGACAAAACAUCACAUGUGAUUUGUGUUAAUCUCGUUCAGAUCACAUGUGAUUCAAAUGUAUUCUCGAUGAAUAAACCCAUGACCUUGAGUGUUGCAAGAGAAAACCAGCUGAGAUGAAUGACUCGAAAAUCAAAUCAAAUAAACACUUGCUGAAUAUGAA